Molecule: messenger RNA, 2208 nt
Organism: Drosophila subpulchrella
Lineage: Eukaryota; Metazoa; Arthropoda; Insecta; Diptera; Drosophilidae
Gene: Haspin
Product: putative serine/threonine-protein kinase haspin homolog
Exons: 5
Coding region: 102-1748 (548 amino acids)
Biological process (GO): mitotic cell cycle; protein phosphorylation; intracellular signal transduction
Cellular component (GO): nucleus; cytoplasm
Molecular function (GO): histone H3T3 kinase activity; ATP binding
Source: RefSeq, a predicted model, not a curated record
AUUGUUCUAAAAUCUUUAUAAUUGCAAUGAAGUGGGUUUCGAUUGAUCCGUAAAUUAUAAAACUUGAAAUAUUUAUUCGUUAUUUACAAUACAUAAAGAACAUGGAUAAAUCAUCAGGAGACGAAAUAUGGAAGGAUUCGUUUGAUAAAUUGUUGGAACCGAGACCGCAACUAUGUAAACUGAACAUAAUAAAAGAGAGUGUAAGAUAUUCAUAUAAUAUCGACACUAGUGUAGAAAAUAGCAGCCACAGUAUAAAAGGUUGUUCACCAAAAAGUUGCAAUCAAAGUGUAUCUAUAUCAACACCUAAUUAUAAACGCUUUGGCAAGGAAUUGUUUAAUUGUGGUUUGUCUCCGAUUAACCGCGUACAACUUGAUGGUUUUGGAGACAUAACUGAGAAAUUCAAUGCCGAUCAGGAUGCAGGUUUGAUAGUACCACCUAAAAAUCAAAUUGACAAAUCUUAUAAAUUGACGUUUUAUCGUUCGAAGCAACGAUUUAGUAACCAAACAAAUAAGGUUGCUUGUGCUAGCAACCAAUCGAAUAAGAUUGUUGGUGCUGUACUAAAACCAGGAAAGUGGCGUAAGUCACUAAACAUUUUUCGCCAAACUCAAAUAAGUGCUCUAAAUGAAAGCAAAAAAUUGGAAAACCGGAACUCAGUAUGCCAGGAUCGGAAGUCAAUAUUUUUAAAUGGCUUUAAUAAGCAAAAGGUCAUUUGUCAACAAGACUUCUUAAAAUAUUGCAAUCAAGUCAAGCCCCUUAAAUUUAAUGCUGCAUAUGCACAACAUAAAAUGUUGAAAACCUACAAAAUAGGCGAAGGGGCUUACGGAGAAGUCUUUCGUUACACUCCAAACCGUAAAGGAUGUAAAAAUGAUCUAGUUUUAAAGAUAAUACCCAUCGAAGGUUCUAUCGAAGUUAAUGGAGAAAAACAAAAAAAAUUUGGUCAAAUUUGGCCAGAAAUAAUUAUUACUAAAAAAUUGAGCAGCACUCAAGGAUUCGCAAGCAUUGAAAAGGUAUCAACAGUAAAUGGAAAAUACCCACAACACUUUGUAAAACUUUGGGAACGAUAUGACGAUGAAAAAGGAUCAGAGAAUGACCAUCCUGGACUUUUUGAAGAAAAUCAACUUUUCGUAGUUUUAGAAUUACAUUUUGCAGGAAGUGACAUGUCAAAUGUUAUAUUUUUUAAUUCGGAACAGUCAUAUUACGCAUUGCAACAGAUUAUUCUGACUUUGGCUGUUGGUGAGGAAGAUUAUCAGUUCGAACAUAGGGAUCUCCAUUGGGGAAACAUAUUGAUAAAAUCUACCACUAAAAAACACAUUUGUUUUAAAUUUAAUAACACUGACUUGAUUGUGGAUUCGAAAGGAGUGAACAUAACUAUUAUUGACUAUACUCUUUCAAGAAUAACCAUUGAUGAAUGCUGCUACUUUAAUGACCUCUCAAAUGAUGAGGAACUGUUUCAGGCAUCAGGAGAUUAUCAAUAUGAUAUUUACCGAAUGAUGCGUAAUGAAUUAAAGAACAACUGGUCAUUAUUUUCCCCAAAAGCAAAUAUCCUAUGGUUGUCCUAUAUUAUUGCAAAGCUAAUGGAUAGCGUUAAAUAUAAAAGUAUCAAUUCAAAGGUUCACAGACUGCACUUUAACAAUCUAAAGGAACUGCAAAGCAUUAUACUGUUAUUUGAAAGCGGCGCACAUUGCGCGAGACAUAUGUUUAAUUUGAGAGAAGCGAACAAAGAACAUUCUUUUCCGUACGAAGUUUAAGCUUAUCUUGCAACACAACCUAUCAAAGUACUCAUGUAUGGGGACGUCUUGGUGAUGCUGACAGAUAGACGAGAAACGGAGAAAUAAAUAAAUUCACAUUUGACGAAGUAGAGAUACAUUAGACUCCCUUCAAAUACUCUGAACAAAUACUGAAAGAGCUUGAAAGUUAGGAUUAAGAAUAUAGAUUCUAGAUAUUCUUGGUCAGCGCAAGUGUACUUCAGCAGGGUGCCCACAUUUGUGGAGCGCACAUUUUUAAAGGUACAAUUUAAAAUAUUUUUAGUUUUUAUAUUAAUAUGCUUGUUUAUAAUAGGUAUAAUAGGUACAUACAUUACGCCCGUAUCUAGAAAGAACUUCGUCAGUGACGACAUAUAUACAAUUUCUGAAACCAUGUGCUCUUAACCUUUUUUGCCUCUAGCAGCUGAAAUCACAAAGAGGCACAUCUAAAACUUACAAAUAUCAA